Messenger RNA from Artibeus jamaicensis (Jamaican fruit-eating bat), 2637 nucleotides. It is a transcript of the gene XXYLT1, whose product is annotated as xyloside xylosyltransferase 1. The record is from RefSeq and is a predicted model, not a curated record. Gene Ontology annotation, molecular function: UDP-xylosyltransferase activity. The coding region runs from base 60 to 776 and encodes 238 amino acids. NCBI's taxonomy places the organism in Eukaryota, Metazoa, Chordata, Mammalia, Chiroptera, Phyllostomidae. The transcript has 4 exons.
GACUCAGUGAAGCGGGGGCUCAGAUAGGGUCAGGUUUCAUUUCAUCUUUGUGUUGUUCCAUGACAAGCAGACAAGUAAAUUGUACAGUGUCCGAGGAGGUCGUCUUCCACGAUGUUGCCGUGCUGACGGACAAGCUCUUUCCAGUGGUGGAGGCCAUGCAGAAGCACUUCAGUGCUGGCUCCGGGACCUACUACAGUGACUCCAUCUUCUUCCUCUCAGUCGCCAUGCAUCAGAUCAUGCCCAAAGAGAUCCUGCGGAUAAUUCAGCUGGACCUAGACCUAAAGUACAAGACCAACAUCCGGGAAUUGUUUGAGGAGUUUGACAAUUUCCUGCCCGGCGCCAUCAUUGGCAUCGCAAGAGAGAUGCAGCCGGUGUACAGGCACACAUUCUGGCAGUUCCGCCAUGAGAACCCCAAGACCCGGGUCGGGGACCCACCUCCCGAGGGGCUACCUGGCUUCAACAGUGGGGUGAUGCUGCUGAACUUGGAGGCCAUGCGACAGUCCCCCCUGUACAGCCACUUGCUGGAACCAGCACAGGUGCAGCAGCUGGCCGACAAGUACCACUUCCGAGGCCACCUCGGGGACCAGGACUUCUUCACCAUGAUUGGCAUGGAGCACCCUGAGCUUUUCCACGUGCUGGACUGUACCUGGAACCGGCAACUUUGCACCUGGUGGAGGGACCACGGCUACAGUGAUGUCUUUGAGGCCUACUUCCGGUGCGAGGGCCACAUCAGGAUCUACCACGGGAACUGCAACACCCCUAUCCCAGAGGACUAGGUACAGUCUUGCCUGCGGGCCCUUGGGCCUCUGGAUCUGGGGGAAGGCAAGGAACGGGUGCCUCUGAGGCCCCCAGGUGGUACCUGAACCCUUGAGAGACACUGCAGGAAUGCUUUGUGAUCAGGCGCUGCAGCUCUCCCGCCCUGUGGGUCACUGCCCUGAGGGCACCCAGUGAUGACUGGCCUGCACACUGAUGGUGCUUGGGGACUUUUCCCUCCAAGGGGACGAGCAUCAUAAAAGGCGAGCAUGGAGAUAUCUCCUGGUGGGUUAGGAAGUAGGCGUUCAGAGAGAAGAAAAGAAAGAAAACUAUGCCCUUUGACCUUAGCCCCCAAAGAAUGGAAAUCCUUUUAACAGCCGGCCUUUCUUGGACCAAAUAUAAAUUUAUUUUAAAUUGAUAGGCUUCCAUUUAGAGAGAAAGAACAAACAGAACUUCUACAGCUCCCAGUGAGCUCUGAACCCGUGAGCCAAGGUUUUAACAGCCAGCCCUGAUGUUAAACAUAGCAAAGGCCGCCCUUCGGCCUGUGCACCCAGGAAGCUGUGCUUACUCCCAGGAUGCUCAGGUUUCCUGCUGCAGGUGGAAAGCUCGCCGCCUAUUUGGGAAGGACCUUCAGUGCCAGCGGGGGCCCUCAUCACAAAACUGGCCUCAUUACUGUCGCCUUCACAGGUCUUACCUCCCAGCUGCAGCACACACCCUCACUAUCCCUUAUUCAUCCAAGCAGCUCCAGACUGUGCUCGGAAAUCAAAUCCGCCAUCAAAGCACAGAGGUUGGCCACCCCCAAGGACAGACAGUGGAAUUGUCCUGACCGGGAAGACUCCUUCUGAAGAGGAGCCCAGCUGUGCGCGAGUGUGACUGCGUGGCUCUGACGGGCCCUCGCUCUUAGUCUUGUAAGCAUUCCAGUCUUUGUCUUAAAAAAUCAUGCUCCCGACUUUCUCAUUGCACCACAUCAGACCUACACCUUGGAAGAAACGAGGACAUUUUUUUAAAGUUCUUCUUUUAAUGAGUUUUUCUGUGAGUGAGCUGCAAACAGGAAGCCCUUAGGGGUCCAUUUUGCAGAGUCCAGCUGAAGUCCUUGGGGAAGAAAUGUUGGAUUUCCCAUCUUACUUUCUCUCAGUUUCAUUUACUUUUUUCUUUCUUUUCAUCAUGAGUGAGAAUAGCUAAUAAAGAAUUGUGGAGAACUCAGUGAUAUCUGUCAUUUGUGCUGUGACCCCAGUUUUCCGUUACACGAUGGCUCUGUAUUCCAUGUGUGCUCAGUGUCACUCAGCCUCCCUGCCCACGCGACGCCGCUGAGUGAGCAGGUCUCUGAGGACCAGGGGAGGGCAUGUCUGGGAGGCACGGGAGAGUGGCAGUAUUCCGUGGGGUUCACAUUGAGAAUCACUUUACGCUAGGUAUCGGCAGGCCCCGCUGCUCCUAGGAGCAAAGACACCCCGCCCUUUCCCCUCCCCUCUCCCCAGACUGUCCGCUUGCUUUCCUCCCCCAGCUCUCUGCUCUGAUGGAAUUGACCUGUUUUUUUAGGCGCUUGAUUUCCUAUUUAUAACCGCCAGUCAUCAGAUUUCUGCCGUGUGCCAAGCACUGCAUUGAGAGAUUUAUGCAUACUAUCCAUAAUACUAAUGAAUACCUCAUGAAGGGUGUUACAAUCUUAAUUUAUUGUAAGAAAAUAAUGAGAAAUAUGGACAGAGAGUCAUUGUUUGUCACAGCAUUUUUUAUAAUAAAAAUAAAACUGGACCAACCUAAGAUGUUGAAAGGGGGAGAGCAUAAAUAAUGAAUGUUGUAUCCAUAUCAUGGAAAAAAUCAUAUUUCUGGAGAAUAUUCAAUUACUGGGAAAUGCUUAUAAUAUGCUAUUAAGUAAAGAAUGGAAAAUAU